Messenger RNA from Cryptomeria japonica (Japanese cedar), 2262 nucleotides. RefSeq names its product probable LRR receptor-like serine/threonine-protein kinase At1g67720. Gene Ontology annotation, biological process: protein phosphorylation. NCBI's taxonomy places the organism in Eukaryota, Viridiplantae, Streptophyta, Pinopsida, Cupressales, Cupressaceae. Gene Ontology annotation, molecular function: ATP binding; protein kinase activity; protein binding. The transcript has 14 exons. The record is from RefSeq and is a predicted model, not a curated record. The coding region runs from base 1 to 2262 and encodes 753 amino acids.
AUGAACAUCCUUGGGGUUUUUGUCUCAGUUUCUGCUCAGCCAGGAUUCCUCAACAUUGAUUGCGGCGGGAGAAGGAAUUCCAUUGAUUCAGACACGAAUAUGAACUGGAUAGUGGAUGCAAAUUAUAUAGAUGUUGGUAACACAGCAAAUGUUUCUAUGCCAAAUACACCAUUCCACAUGCAGUCUCUCCGUUUUUUCCCAAAGCCUCUGAAUAAGUCUUGUUAUCGGUUGCCUGUGAGUCCGAAUGUAAACUAUCUUUUAAGACUCUGGUUUCUUUUUGGUAAUUACAAGGAAUCCCAAAAACUUCCUAGCUUUAACGUUUCCUUUGAGACGAAGGGACUCACUCAAAAGGUUCAGUCAAUUAACUAUGCGCAAACCGUACAGUGGACGAGUGAAAAGAUCUUGACAAGUCCGAAUGGUAUACUGCAUGUUUGCUUGAUUCGGACAGCUGAGGACAGCGAUCCUUUUGUCUCUGCAAUCCAGUUGAGAAGUCUUGUGAGUGGGAUGUACAGUUUGCAAGUGAAGCCAGGCAUAAUGUUGAGCGGUUUGGCCCGACAUGAUCUUGGUAAUAAUUCACCCCGCCGUAUCAGGUACCCUCAAGAUGAAUUCGAUCGCUUUUGGUCGUCAGAUGGUGAUUUGGGCUUAGAGACCAAUAAUCUACCAAUAUCCAAACGUUCGGGGGACUUCUUCAGUACCAAAAAUAAUAGCAGGAAUUAUCCUCCAAUCGUAGUAUUGCAGACAGCGCUUAUUGCAAAAACAGAAACAGAGCCUUUGGUUUUCCAUCUGGAAAGGGAGGAUACCAAAACUUUGGUUGUACUAUACUCUGCAGAGAUCGAGGUCCUGAAUGCUUCUGAAUAUAGGAAAUUCAAAAUUGUGAUAAAUAAUAUAGCAGUUAGCAAUAUAAGCUUGGAGUUAAAAAAUAAUUUCAUAGAAGUACCAGUGACAUACAACGACACUGGAGUGGAGGUAAUAGUUUCACUCGAGACUAUUCAAGAUGAACCUGUUAGUGCUCUUUUAUCAAUUAAAAGCAGUUCUGGCAUGAAUGACUGGAUAUCCGAUCCUUGCUUUUCUGUUGCGUGGAGUGGAAUUAGGUGCAACAGGAGCCUCACAGUUAGAGUUGUAGAAAUUUCCAUCCAGGACAACCAUUUAUCAGGAGUUUUACCAGAUUUGUGCAACCUAGCAAGGUUGGAGAUACUGCGACUUCAAAACAACAAUUUCAGCGGUACCAUCCCAGACUGUCUGUCGAAAUUGAAAAACUUAAAGGAACUCAAUAUAGAGAAUAAUAACUUUACCGGAGUUGUUCCCGAGGGGCUUUUGAGUAAUAAAUUAUUGGACCUUAGGUACUCUGGGAAUCCGGAUCUUUGCAAAGAUGGCAAUCAAUGCCACUCCAAGGAUAAUAACACUAAGAUUGUGGUUGUAUCAGCCAUAGGUGCUCUCCUCGGGUAUGCAGGUUUGAUACCGGUCAUGGUACCAAACCCCUCGAGUUGCCGUUCAUUCAGUCUGCUGGCGAUGAAAACAGCCACAAUUAAUUUCAGCCAAAAGAUCGGAGAGGGCGGUUUCGGAAGUGUUUACUUUGGCAGAUUACCUGAUGGAAAAGAUGUGGCUGUAAAGCUGCUCUCCUCCUCAAAACAAGGACUGGCAGAGUUCUUGAACGAGAUCAAUCUUCUCUCUCGAGUGCAUCACAAGAAUUUGGUGUCUUUGAUUGGCUACUGCAACGAAUCAGAAGAACUUAUGCUUGUGUAUGAACAUAUGUGCGGAGGAUCACUUAAGGACCACCUCUACGAACUGGAAUACCUGCAUGUAAAUUGCACACCAAAAAUCGUUCAUAGAGAUGUGAAGAGCUCAAACAUCCUUCUCGACAGCAAUCUACGGGCGAAAAUGGCAGAUUUUGGUCUUUCAAAAAUCAUUGGCGAUGAAGUAAUCUCAAGUCACAUUACAACAACCGUCAAAGGAAUAGUGGGAUACUUAGAUCCAGAGUAUUUUCAUACGAACAAGUUAACAGAGAAAAGCGAUAUUUAUAGCUUUGGAGUGGUUUUGUUGAAGAUGAUAUGCGGGAGGAAAGCAAUUGAUCCAGAGCUAUGCGAAGAAGAGCUAAGCCUUCUGAAAUGGGUAAUGGUACAUGUUGAGGUAAACAACGAUACUGGUGAUCCAUUGACUGGCAUCAUAGACCAAAAGCUGAGAUCCAAAAGGCCGACCAUAACUGAAAUAGUAAUACAGAUAAAAUAUGCCAUUGAUAUAAUCAAGUCCGAAUAUUCGACAUAA